GUGUAGAGACUCUGAGCAUGUACAAGAUGGCAUCCCACCAGCUAUACUUGAGGUUAACAGGGCUGGCUGUGUUGCUGGCACUGCUGGCUCUAGGAGAUGUGUCCAGUGACAGCAGCUUACACAGGAUCUUAAGAAAAAGAGAUGUAGAAGGAGCUGGUAUUAGCCCCUUGAAGGCCUCUGUGGCCAUCCGUCCUUCCAAAGCUCAAGAGUUUCUGGCAAAGCUCAGCAGAACCAAGAGGAACGUUUGGGACCGCAGCAGACCAGACGUACAGCAGUGGAUUAUGCAGUUUAUGUACAUGGGGUUUGAUGAGCAGAGGCUGGAGAGUGACCUGUCCUACUGGAUGGACCAUGCACGUGCCAAUGAUCAAGGGCGUCAGCACCACUAUGAUGAAAACGCUCCUAUCGGCCCGCGUGACCCUGCCUCUUACAGACACGGAGCUAAUGUCAACUACGACUAUUACUGAGUCCAGUCACACACAGAAACACACACAGGCCAAAGCUUCUACCAGUGGUCGAAGGGUUUGUUUCUUUGCCUUACUCAGUCUGUUACCUUCUCUUUGAGAGGACGCAGCCUGUCGUAGUGUGUAGUUUUUCAGU
This is a messenger RNA of Monopterus albus (swamp eel), 597 nucleotides long. RefSeq names its product ECRG4 augurin precursor a (gene ecrg4a). Lineage: Eukaryota; Metazoa; Chordata; Actinopteri; Synbranchiformes; Synbranchidae. Gene Ontology annotation, biological process: cellular senescence; anaphase-promoting complex-dependent catabolic process; G1 to G0 transition. The record is from RefSeq and is a predicted model, not a curated record. The coding region runs from base 18 to 464 and encodes 148 amino acids. The transcript has 4 exons.